This is a messenger RNA of Penicillium odoratum, 2478 nucleotides long. Its product is annotated as putative differentiation regulator (Nrd1). Bases 1 to 2478 code for a protein of 825 amino acids. Gene Ontology annotation, cellular component: U2-type catalytic step 2 spliceosome; U2-type catalytic step 1 spliceosome; Prp19 complex. Gene Ontology annotation, molecular function: U6 snRNA binding; pre-mRNA binding. NCBI's taxonomy places the organism in Eukaryota, Fungi, Ascomycota, Eurotiomycetes, Eurotiales, Aspergillaceae. The record is from RefSeq and is a predicted model, not a curated record. The transcript has a single exon.
AUGCAAACCUCGGAUGCAUCGAGCAUCCCAAACAGUUCGCGUCUGAUCCCGCCUUCCAAAUACAACUUGAACGGUGACACCGGUUUCUCCCACGGCGCCUAUCACUCCAACCACAAUCCGCAAGGCUUUUCGAACCGCUCACGUCGCGCCAAUAUCCCUGCUAUAAAUACCGCCGCUGGCCAGCACGCCGAUAUGAAUUCCGGUUUCGAUAUGAACUUCACCCCCCUUCUGCCAUCGCAGUUGCUCGUUGGCAGCCCUUUCCAGCCCGGAACCCCUUCCGCCUUUGCGUCCCCUCAAUUUGCGAAUUUCGGUGGCUUCCCGCAAGCCAAUGCCAACGGACAUGUUCAGAAUUCCCAGCACUUGGGUAGCCCGACCCAGGGUAUGCAGAACCACGGUCUGUACGGCGGGAUGAUGUCGGAAUUAGGCGCACCCCAGCUGCUGAGCCCCCAGUCGCCGAUUAAUGGCCUGGGUGGAUUCGGAAAUGCGGCCCUGGGCCCUGCGUCAUCAGUCUCGCCGGGAAUGAUCUCGGGAACCAGCCGUACCGUGUAUUUGGGAAACAUCCCCGCUGAAACAAGCGCCGAGGAAAUCCUGAAUCACGUGCGCAGCGGGCAGAUCGAGUCGGUGCGUCUUCUGCCCGAUAAGAAUUGCGCGUUCAUUUCGUUCUUGGAUAGCAGCUCCGCUACUCACUUCCACUCAGAUGCCAUCUUGAAGAAGCUGGCCAUCAAGGGAAAUGAUAUCAAGGUAGGCUGGGGUAAGCCUUCUCAGGUCCCGACUUCCGUAGCGCUGGCCGUUCAACAGUCCGGCGCGUCCCGCAACGUUUAUCUUGGAAAUCUGCCAGAGGAGACAGUGGAGGAUGACUUGCGCGAAGAAUUGGCCAAAUUUGGCUCUAUUGAUACCGUCAAGAUUGUCAAGGAAAAGGCAAUUGGCUUUGUCCAUUUCCUCUCCAUUAGUCAUGCUAUGAAGGCGGUGGCUCAGCUUCCCCAGGAGCCGCAAUGGCAAGCGCCCAAGCGCGUGUUCUAUGGAAAGGACCGCUGUGCAUAUGUGUCCAAGACCCAGCAACAAAAUGCAGCACAGUUCCUGGGUAUUGCACCAGGCUACGCUCAUGUUCUCAACUCGGCUGACCGGGACUUGAUUUCGAAUGCGCUCGCCCAACAGUCCGUCGCGGCGGCUGCAGUGGCCACCACAGCGGGCGGCGUCAGCAACUUGGGCAACCGAACUAUUUAUCUUGGAAACAUCCACCCGGAAACCACAAUUGAAGAGAUUUGCAAUGUGGUCCGGGGAGGUCUCCUACACCAUAUCCGUUAUAUUCCCGACAAGCACAUUUGUUUCGUGACCUUUAUAGAUCCCACGUCGGCCGCUUCCUUCUACGCCCUCAGCAACCUGCAAGGUCUGAUGAUCCACAACCGACGACUGAAGAUUGGCUGGGGUAAGCACUCCGGUCCGCUCCCUCCUGCGAUCGCACUGGCAGUGAGCGGCGGCGCUUCCCGAAAUGUUUACAUUGGCAACUUGGAUGAGACUUGGCCGGAGGAUCGCCUUCGCCAGGACUUUAUGGAGUAUGGCGAGAUUGAGUUGGUGAACACUCUGCGUGAGAAGAGCUGUGCAUUUGUUAACUUCACCAACAUCGCCAACGCCAUCAAGGCCAUUGAAGGCAUGCGCAACCGGGAGGAAUAUAAACGGUUCAAGAUCAACUUUGGCAAGGACCGCUGUGGUAACCCACCUCGCCAGGCUGGCCAGGGCCAGAACUCACAGAACCGCAAUGGCUCUGGUCUGGAAGGACCUCAGUCUCCUCCGGUCAUGAAUGGAUUCCAACAAAACCUCAGCCAGUCAGGCUCUCAGUCUAGCCCAACCCGCCCUGCUCUGUCCCCUGCGCCUGGCUCCACUGGUUCCCAGAAUGGACAACAGCGACACCCUCUGCAGAAUGUUUCUUCCCCCUCUGGUGUGCUGAACGUUGGCUCAAACAACCCGCUCACUAUGUACCUGAGCCAGAUGUCCGCCCAACAUGCACAGGAGCAGGAGAAUCGUCUCAAUGACUCCAUGGCUCUAGCUGGCUUGCAAGGUCACUCGCAGGGCCAGCAGUCAUUAUACAAUGGGACCAGCAACGGUGAUCUUUCCAACGGAAAUAUUGAUACAUCUUUGCACCAGCACCAGCACCAGCACAAGCCUUCAGUCAAUGGCUACCUGAGUGUAGGUAACGGCUCUGGCCCUGGUCACCAUACUACCGCCAGCACCAGCAGUCUGAGUGUUCCGCGGGCACAACACUCUCGGGCUGUUAGUCUACCAUCAUUCUCCCAAGAGCCUUUCGGACCAGUCUCCGGACAACCCGGUCACAUUCGUACUGGAACAACACACCACCCCCAGAACAGCUUCUCCAGCUUCUCAUCCGGUCUGGGUGGACUGAACCACUCUGGAUUCGGGCUAGCCAUCCAAAAUGAAAAUUCUCUGCCUGGCUGGGCGGAAGAGGAAAUUGGAGCUAAAUAA